AUGGAAGAGAGUAGAAUGUUGUUGCAACUCAUGGUUGAUGCUACAUCCCUUGGAUGGAGUGAUGCUAAUGGAAUGCUAAGCAAGGAAACUCUUCUCCUUCACAACUUUGGGUUUGGGUGGGAUCCAACCACAAAGAAAUUCGCUGCUCCUGAAGAAGUUUGGAAAGACUACUUUAAGGUUAGGGAAAAAGAGAGAGAGGAGCAGAGUUAUAUGUGGGAUGUCAUUAAGGAGACCCCAAAUUUGGAUGAACAUGCUUGUUAUAAAGCGUUUUCUUUGUUGAAUAAUAACACAAAAAAGGAUGCAUUUUUGAAAAUGUCCCUUGAAGAGCGCUCAAAUUGGAUAUCCUACAAUUUGGAAUGA
Molecule: messenger RNA, 360 nt
Organism: Prunus dulcis (almond)
Lineage: Eukaryota; Viridiplantae; Streptophyta; Magnoliopsida; Rosales; Rosaceae
Exons: 3
Coding region: 1-360 (119 amino acids)
Source: RefSeq, a predicted model, not a curated record